UUCCCACAACCACAAAAAAACUGGUUCUAAAUUCUCUCUAAUUAGCUCUAUAUAACAAGCCAAUGCAGCCUCCUAAGCUCUUCCCCUCCUCCAUACUCUGCAAUACUGAAAAUGCAAAGCCAAUCAGCUGCUUCCAAGCUUCUCUUCGCUUUCCUUACUUUCUCCUGUCUUUUAUACCAUGGGUUAGGAGCAAAGUGUGCAGCCAAUGCUCCCACAGUGCAACAGACUCAGGUGGGGUUCGGUGAGCCUCCAAAAUUCAUGGUGGAAGUGCACAACAACUGCCCUAUGUGCCCAAUUAUCAAUAUACAUUUGAACUGUGGAAACUUUCCUCAAACUCUUGUCAAUCCCAGGCUGCUCAAAGUGCUAGGCUAUGAUGAUUGUGUCGUCAACAGUGGGUUACCCUUGGCACCCUUGCAAAAAUUUUCCUUCAACUACACUCAUCAAAAGCUUCUAAUGCACCCUACAACCUGGUAUUUCCAGUGCGAGUGACAGGCUGCUCUGCCUGCCAGUUACUAUGUCUUAACAUAUUUUCAUUUUUCCACUUCCUCUUCUAUUUGCCUUUCUAGUCUUUGCCCUCUCUUUUGUUUCGAUUAUUUGGUAUGAAUGACCGAGUUGUACAAUUUGUCAACAAGAAAGACAAUGGUUGUGUGCUUGUCUUAAGUGGUAAAAGGCAGAAUUUUCUUGUGACAAAUGCAUCGUAGGUGUUCAUUUGAACCCUCAGUUAAAGAUCAAACAAAAAGCAUAAUAAAGUGACAUUAUGCAGAA
Quercus robur (English oak) is the source of this 765-nucleotide messenger RNA. RefSeq lists its product as uncharacterized. The coding region runs from base 112 to 489 and encodes 125 amino acids. The transcript has 2 exons. Gene Ontology annotation, biological process: cell fate determination. NCBI's taxonomy places the organism in Eukaryota, Viridiplantae, Streptophyta, Magnoliopsida, Fagales, Fagaceae. The record is from RefSeq and is a predicted model, not a curated record.